Molecule: messenger RNA, 1232 nt
Organism: Gossypium arboreum
Lineage: Eukaryota; Viridiplantae; Streptophyta; Magnoliopsida; Malvales; Malvaceae
Product: protein RER1B-like
Exons: 4
Coding region: 166-750 (194 amino acids)
Biological process (GO): retrograde vesicle-mediated transport, Golgi to endoplasmic reticulum; protein retention in ER lumen
Cellular component (GO): Golgi membrane
Source: RefSeq, a predicted model, not a curated record
UAAAUUUUUAUAAUUAAGUGAUUAAAGUUUAAACUUUCACUAAAAACGUUUGCUCGUUUCUCGCUUCCCCGUACAACGUCAAAGAAACGGAAAUCAGUUUCUGGGAGAGUCGGAGUCCAAAGCUUAACAACGGAGAGUCCUUUGAGGAAUUGAAGCUAAUACUGAAUGGAGGGUAUUGGAGGUGAUAGGGCACCAGUGGCCUCACCUUUGCCUCAAUGGGGGCAUGAUACUUGGAGGAUGUAUCAGUAUUAUCUAGAUAAGACUACUCCUCAUACAACUUAUAGAUGGAUUGGAACCCUUGUUAUAGCAGCUAUAUAUUGUUUACGAGUCUAUUCUGUUCAAGGUUUUUACAUAGUCUCAUAUGGCCUUGGGAUCUACCUUUUGAAUUUGCUUAUCGGGUUUUUGUCUCCUCUGGUUGAUCCAGAACUUGAAAUUUCUGAUUGGCCUCUACUGCCAACAAAAGGCUCAGAUGAAUUCAAACCGUUUAUUCGUAGGCUACCUGAGUUUAAGUUCUGGUACUCCAUGACAAAGGCUUUCUGCAUAGCAUUUGUUAUGACUUUCUUUUCCUUAUUUGAUGUUCCUGUCUUUUGGCCUAUACUACUUUGUUACUGGAUUGUUCUUUUUGUCCUCACGAUGAGGCGUCAGAUUGCACAUAUGAUCAAGUACGAGUACAUCCCCUUGAACAUCGGAAAGCAGAAGUACACUGGUAAGAAAGCUUCUACGAGUGGCAGCAGCUUGUGUGUGGAUUGAAGCUUCCUAUAAUGGACUUUGGUGGGAAGAAAAGGAAAAAUGGACUUUGGUGAAAAGAAAAGGAAAAACAGCAUCGUUACGCAGUUAUUACAAACAUGAGUUAAGUUGUCCCCUAUGAAGUGCUGACAUCCCAGAACAGGAACAUUAUUGUUUCUAUACACAUGGUGAUGAAGAUUUGGUCAAACAGAUUUUUGAGAUUAUUGGCAAGUAAUUUGUACAACACGUUAAUCGUUUCACUUGUGUGAUCUAUAUUUGUAGAAGCUAAUGGGGUGCAACUGCCAAACUGCAAUUCAUACUGACUUCCAUUUCACAUUUAUGUGCUAUUUGUAUCAAGGAAGUUUACCGCCAGGCUUAUUGUUUUUGUUCCUGUUAUUGGUACGUGUAUGUACCUAUUUUUGUGUGUUCUGAUACAGUUUAUUAGUAGUAUAUACACAUGCAAAAAUGUUUUUCUUGUAUAUAUGUAGUUUGAUUUUUAUUUUUUA